GUCUCGGCUAUGGCCCAAGAAAUUGAUUUUUUCCUCUCAGCACUGCCAGACCAUGAUGAGUUACCCGAAAAGUUUAUUGAAAUCCUGUGCGGAUUCUUGGAGAAGGUCAAGAAAGAGCGCGACAGCCCGUUGCCGCGGGCAUGGGACGUUGGAGGAGGGCAGAGUGAUUUGACUGAUGCACAGCGAGCUGGGAUCUUCAACCUCACAGGUGUUUGCUUGGGACAUUCAGGCAACGUACAAAGAGCCACUGCCGCCUUGGAGUUGCUGGUGGGUCAUGCAGCGGAGCUAGGCCGCGCUUCCCGCCGUGCCUUUGCUCGCGGACUGGGGUUUUGCGCGUCUCGACACUUGGAGGUCACUCUAACAGCCAUUGCCAAAGGCGCGAAAGCAGAUUCAAACCGUCGGGGCGCUUCCCUGCAGAACCUGUUUGGCAAGAGUACAGCAGCGCAGACAGCAGAGCAGCUGAGGGCGACACUUCUUCUUUCGCUUGGCUUCUGUGCUAUCAACACCCCAGGCCCCAUGCUGUUGCAAGAGAAGGUCUGUGAACGCAUCCUCAAACCGCUGCAUCAGGCUUUGGUGCAGGAGAAGGCGAGGGAUAUUUUGCGGCACGCCGUCGAGGCCAUUAGUUUAGUGGGUGAUGCAUUGCGCUGUCCACAAGAAAGGCGGAUGGAGUGCGACCCUUUCCUGGCAGACACAACUGAGGUAUCACUGCCAGAGACACUCUUGGCAGCCCUCAGCGAGGACAGCCCUACACGGGAGGCAUUGACCAAACAUCGCAAUGAGCUACUGGAGGCCUUGCUUCCUUUGAUCGAUGUGCCCAAGGAGCAGGACUUCGACAAAAUGUCCUUCUUCGAUGAAAUGAUUUGCCCAUCCUUGGAUGCCAUAGGCUCCUUGACCUUGUUGCCCUUGGAGCUUCCUCCGGAACUUUUUGGGCUUUUGAUGGAGCACGCAUUGCAGGUGCUAGCGGUGUUGCUGCCACAGGAAGAGGCAGCUUCUGGAGGCAGCGUUGGGCGGAUCAAAGCUGUCACUGGUUUGAUGAAGGCGUUGCUAUUCCAUGUUCACAAUUGGCUUGGAAUCUCCAGACUUCUGCAGGCGGUGCACAAAGUGGGCGCAAAGAGCCAUGUGGAAACUGUCAGGUGGAUGAGCGUGCAAAUCAUUGGAGAUCUCUGCAGAGUCGCACCUAUUGUGGCUCCAGCUGAAGGAGAAGGUCACAAUGACCUGGGGGAUUGGUGCGAGUGCCUUGCUUUGUUGUUGCCCCGGAUGGGUGACAGUUCCAAGGCUGUGGCUUCUGCCAGCAUUGACUGUAUUCAACAGCUGCUGGCACGAUGUGAACUAACUGCCACUCUGCGGGUGGGUUCGCCAGAUGAAUACCUCACUUUGCCUCAGGAUACCUCAGCACUACUUGGAGACUUAGAUGUGGACUCAGGCUUGGCUCUGCUCAGAACAGAAGGAGAGGAACUUCGUGGCGAUCCUGCUCCUCCUUCACAACAAUUGGUGGGGAGCUUGCUGGUGAGACUUCCCGACGCCAUGCCCACCAUGGUGCAGCACCUCAUGCUGGCGAUGCACGAUGUGGAUAGCCACGCAGCUAUGACCGGAGUGGAUGCCAUGCAUUUGUUGUUGCGCUCGUGCGAAUUCAGCCCUGAAGCUACUGGCAACAUUGUGAGCAGUCUUUUUUCGGAGGUGGAGAAGGUACGGCACAGUUCAGUCCGACAGCUGGUUUUGUCCUGCGUCAAGGUCUUGGCGAUGCAACACUUCGAAAAAGUGAUUGAGGAACUCUUGGAGACAGGGCCUGACUUCAACAUGUGUAUCAUGGGAGCAUUGCAGGUCAUGGUCAAGGAGAACACACUUUUGUUGAAGCUGCUCAACCAUUUCACAGCAGCUUGGGUUGCAUAG
This is a messenger RNA of Durusdinium trenchii, 1890 nucleotides long. The record is from the annotation of a GenBank genome assembly. NCBI's taxonomy places the organism in Eukaryota, Dinophyceae, Suessiales, Symbiodiniaceae.